Lycium barbarum (goji berry) is the source of this 1659-nucleotide messenger RNA. RefSeq lists its product as uncharacterized. NCBI's taxonomy places the organism in Eukaryota, Viridiplantae, Streptophyta, Magnoliopsida, Solanales, Solanaceae. The transcript is spliced from 3 exons. The record is from RefSeq and is a predicted model, not a curated record. Bases 1 to 1659 code for a protein of 552 amino acids.
AUGGUGAAAGCAUUCUUCUGUGGACAUGAACUGCCCAGAUAUAUCACUUGCACUAAUUUGGUUCUAAUUCCCAAGAAGAAGGAGAUUAACACUUUCUCUGAUCUAAGACCUAUUAGUCUCAGCAAUUUUACCAGCAGGAGUAUUGUGGAAAAUAUUCUACUUGUACAAGAGAUUGUACAUGACAUGAGAUUGAGGUGUAAACCAGCUAAUGUGGUGAUAAAGCUUGACAUGACAGGGUCUCAUGGUUAUUUCUUACCAAGGGGUGUUAAGCAACGGGAUCCUUUAUCUCCAACUUUGUUUAUUUUGGCUUCAGAAUGCAUGUCCAGGGCUUUGAAUUAUCUUCAUUCUAAAGCAAAAUUUAGGGGAUUUGGCAUGCCUAAGUGGAGUCCUUAUAUAAAUCACCUAGCAUAUGCAGAUGACACCAUCAUUUUCUCUUCAGCUGAGGAGGAUUCAUUGAAACUCAUUAUGGAUACCUUGGCAUCUUAUGAGGCAGUAAGUGGGCAAAAAGUUAACAAGAUGAAAAGUGCAGUGUUCUUGCAUCAUAAUAUGACUCAAGAAGUAGAAGAAAAGGUGUUUUCCAUUACCAGAAUUCCUAGAAAGGAAUUUUCAUUCACAUAUCUGGGAGUUCCUAUCUACUAUGGAAGAAGAAUGAUAGCUCACUACAAGGAGAUCAUUGACAAGGUUUUCAAUAGACUGAAUUCAUGGACAGGGAAAUUAUUAUCUAUUGGUGGAAGAGUUACCCUCAUUAAGCAUGUGCUGCAAAGCAUGCCUAUUCACCUAUUAUCAGCAUGUGACCCACCUGCAGGUGUGCUAUCCCAAAUACACAGACUGUUUGCUAAAUUCUUUUGGAGCAAUUCAGUGGGCAAUUCUAGCAAACAUUGGGUGACUUGGACAGCUUUAUGUUAUCCUCAGGAGGAAGGCGGAAUGGGUUUCAAGAGCUUGCAAGAUGUCUCUAAGGCUUUGUUCUCAAAACUUUGGUGGAAUUUUAGGACCAAACAAUCAUUAUGGAGGAUGUAUAUGAGCAACAAAUACCUUAAAAAAGAACAUGCAGUGACUGUUCAGUGGAAAAGAGAGACAUAUAUUUGGAGGAAAUUGAUCCAGUGCAGAGACAUAGUAGAAAAGGAGAUUUGGUGGCAAGUGAAACAAAGUAACUCCUACUUUUGGUUAGAUAAUUGGACAAGCUUAGGGGAAUUGUACCAAAUACUACCUUCUGAUUUCAACAUAGACAAAACAUUGAUCCAAACAAAAGAAAUGGGGAAUGGCGAAGGAUGGGAUGAACAAAGGCUGAGGGAACUAUUGACAGGAAACAUUGUGGAUCAUAUCAUACAAAGUGUAAGCCCUCUAUCAUGUAAUGAUACACUUGAUAGGCCAUACUGGAAAUUGGAUACGGGAGGCAAAUUCACUGUGAAGACUGCUUUCAAUUUAGUUAGACAAAGGGAGGAACCAAGCAUUUUGUACAGGAAAUUUUGGAUUAAAGGUUUGCCAGUAAAGAUUUCUUUCUUCAGCUGGAUAUUAUGGAAAGCUAAGGUGCCAUUAGAUGAUGUAGUGAAGAAAUGGGGUAUUCAGUUUCCUUCAAGAUGUUAUUGUUAUGAAAAUCCAGAAAUGGAAACAAAUUGGUCAAAAAGAGAGGUUAAGCCUAACAGAGCCUUGUGUAGGUGA